This is a messenger RNA of Telopea speciosissima, 886 nucleotides long. RefSeq lists its product as uncharacterized. Bases 15 to 878 code for a protein of 287 amino acids. Lineage: Eukaryota; Viridiplantae; Streptophyta; Magnoliopsida; Proteales; Proteaceae. The record is from RefSeq and is a predicted model, not a curated record. The transcript is spliced from 3 exons.
GAAACACAGAAGAUAUGGCUAGCAGUUCAAACACCUAUUACGAGUACGCAAAAUGGACAAAGAAGGAAGUAGAUAUUUUUGUAAUGAUAAUGCUAGAUGAGGUCAAGAAAGGCAACAAGACAAUCACUACCUUCAAUAAGGCAGGAUGGAACAAUAUUAAAAACCAGCUGGAGGCCAAAAUUGGUCGUAGUUUUAAAAUGAUACAGAUUCGUAACAAAAUGAACAAACUGAGGAUUGAUUAUCACAAUUUCAAAAAACUGUUGGAGACAUCAGGCGUCAGCUGGAGUGAUGUGACUAGGAUUUGCACUGUUGAGGAUGAUGGUGUCUGGGAUAGACACAUUAAGGAAAACCCAAGCUGGUCAAAAUUUAGAAGAAAUGGAUUGCGCCAGUGGCCAGAACUACACAUGAUAUUUGGUGAUUCAUCUGCACGGGGAGAUGAUGCAAAUGUAAAUGCUGAGGAUGUUCCCAACAUAGCUGAAGAGAUUGAUCAAGAUGUUGAUCAAUCUCUUCCAAAUAGUCCUUUUGAUGGAGGUUUGGAUGAUUGUGAUGGUGGGGAGGCAGAAGACAAAACACCAAGUACCAUUAGGAAGAGGAACAUGACCUUAGAUCAUGCAAUGGCCUACAAGACCAUGCCCGAUACAACUCGAGCCAGGAUGGAGAGGUACAAUAGUACCUCUUCCACAUCCCCAUCUCCUCGACCUGUGAGUAUAGAUUACAGCAUUAGUCAGUGUAUGACAGUGCUGAGCAACAUGCCUAAGGUUAGGAAGGAUUUGUAUAUGAAGGCAGUCAAGAGGAUGAUGGAUGAUCCGCAUUGGAGAGAGGCCUUCAUUGCUUGUCCCCAUGACAAGAAAAUGUGGCUUGUAGAGAUGCUAGAGUGAUGAUGGGG